Messenger RNA from Ochotona curzoniae (black-lipped pika), 2593 nucleotides. It is a transcript of the gene HSD17B4, whose product is annotated as hydroxysteroid 17-beta dehydrogenase 4. Gene Ontology annotation, molecular function: oxidoreductase activity. Bases 54 to 2264 code for a protein of 736 amino acids. The record is from RefSeq and is a predicted model, not a curated record. The transcript has 24 exons. Lineage: Eukaryota; Metazoa; Chordata; Mammalia; Lagomorpha; Ochotonidae. Gene Ontology annotation, cellular component: peroxisome.
CCGAGCCCGGUCGCCCCUGUCUGCUGCUGGCUGCGUCCCUGCGGGCCGGACUCAUGGCUUCGCAGCUGAGGUUCGACGGCCGGGUGGUCCUGGUCACCGGCGCGGGUGGAGGACUGGGCCGAGCCUACGCCCUCGCCUUUGCAGAAAGAGGAGCCUCAGUAGUUGUGAACGAUUUAGGAGGAGACUUCAAGGGGGUUGGCAAAGGCUCCCAAGCUGCUGACAGAGUUGUCGAAGAAAUCAGAAGGAAAGGCGGAAAAGCAGUGCCCAACUAUGAUUCCGUGGAACACGGGGAGAAGCUCGUCAAGACGGCGCUGGAUGCUUUUGGAAGAAUCGAUGUUGUGGUCAACAAUGCCGGAAUUCUGAGAGACCGUUCCUUUGCUCGGAUAAGUGAUGAAGACUGGGAUAUAAUCCACAGAGUGCACCUGCGGGGUUCCUUUCAAGUGACUCGGGCUGCAUGGGAACACAUGAAGAAACAGCGCUAUGGAAGGAUCAUCAUGACUUCAUCUGCCUCAGGAAUAUACGGCAACUUCGGCCAAGCAAACUACAGUGCUGCAAAGCUGGGCAUUCUGGGCCUGGCCAAUACCCUUUCACUGGAAGGCAAGAAAAGCAACAUUCAUUGUAACACCAUAGCCCCGAGUGCUGGAUCGCGGAUGACGCAGACGGUCAUGCCUGAGGAUCUUAUGGAAGCCCUGAAGCCAGAGUACGUGGCACCCCUGGUUCUUUGGCUUUGCCACGAGACUUGUGAAGAGAACGGUAGCUUGUUUGAGGUCGGAGCAGGAUGGAUUGGGAAGCUUCGCUGGGAGCGCAGCCUGGGAGCCAUCGUGAGGAAGAAGAACCAGCCCAUGACCCCCGAGGCGGUCAAGGCCAACUGGGACAAGAUCUGCGACUUCCACAACGCCAGCAAGCCACUGAGAAUCCAAGAUUCCACUGGCUCUAUAAUUGAAGUUCUGAGUAAAGUUGAUUCUGAAGGAGGCGUGUCAGCAAACCAUACCAGUCAGGCGGCGUCUGCAGCCACGGCAGGAUUUGCUGGAGCUGUCGGCCACAAGUUCCCUUCCUUCUCCGCUACCUACUCAAAACUGGAGACCAUCAUGUAUGCUCUUGGAGUGGGAGCAUCGGUCAAGGACCCAAAGGAUUUCAAAUUUAUUUACGAAGGAAGUUCUGAUUUCUCCUGCUUGCCUACCUUUGGAGUCAUCGUAGCGCAGAAGUCAAUGAUAAAUGGAGAACUGGCAGAUGUGCCCGGGAUCUCAAUCAAUUUUGCAAAGGUUCUUCAUGGGGAACAGUACUUGGAGUUAUAUAAGCCACUUCCCACGUCAGGAACGUUGAGAUGUGAAGCAGUUGUUGCUGAUAUCCUUGAUAAAGGAUCUGGUGUCCUCAUUCUUGUGGAUGUCUAUUCUUAUUCUGGAAAAGAACUUAUCUGCUAUAAUCAGUUUUCCAUUUUCGCUGUUGGCUCUGGAGGCUUUGGUGGAAAACGGACAUCAAACAAAGUCAAGGUGGCUGUCGCCUUACCUAAGAGACCUCCCGAUAGUGUGCUCACAGAUACCACCUCCCUUAAUCAGGCUGCUUUGUACCGCCUCAGUGGAGACUGGAAUCCCCUACAUAUUGAUCCUAACAUUGCCAGCCUUGCAGGCUUUGACAAGCCCAUUCUGCAUGGAUUAUGUACGUUUGGGUUUUCUGCCAGGCAUGUUCUACGACAGUUUGCUGAUAAUGAUGCCUCCAGAUUCAAGGCAAUUAAGGCUCGUUUUGCAAAACCAGUGUACCCAGGACAGACCCUGCAAACUGAGAUGUGGAAACAGGGAAACAGAAUCCAUUUCCAGACCAAGGUCCAAGAAACUGGUGACAUUGUCAUUUCAAACGCGUAUGUAGACCUUGUGCCAGCCUCUGCACCAUCAGCCAGGACCCCCUCUGCGGGUGGGGAGCUUCAGAGUACCCUUGUGUUUGAGGAAAUCGGCCGCCGCCUUAAGGAUGUCGGCCGCGAGGUGGUCAAGAAGGUGAAUGCAGUCUUUGAAUGGCACAUCACGAAAGGCGGAGAUACUACAGCCACGUGGACUAUGGACUUGAAGAACGGCUCCGGGCGAGUAUACCAGGGCUCCGCCAAAGGCUCUGCGGACACUACCAUCACCAUCUCCGAUGAGGACUUCAUGGAAGUGGUGCUGGGCAAGCUGGACCCUCAGAAGGCUUUCUUCAGUGGCCGACUGAAGGCCAGAGGGAACAUCAUGCUAAGCCAGAAGCUCCAGAUGAUCCUGAAGGACCACGCCAAGCUCUGAGGGCGUGCCGUGCGUGUGGCCAGAUCAAGUGACCGUUGUCCUCACCCACCGUGCUCGAUUGCUCUGCAUAAAUGAUCAAAACCAGAAGAUAGGGAAAUUGCUUAACAUGUUCAGAUGCCAGAUAACUUUUCAGAUUUUCAUUUUCUACUAAUUGCUCACAUUAUUUUUGCAGGGAACCCUAAGCUGGCUCGUAGGACCCCUCUGAUCUCAGAUCUCAAUCUCAGCCAUACAGAAAUUCCACCCUAAUCCAAUUGCCUUCUAAUACAUGAGGGCAUUUAUAAACAGCCAGGAGAUUUCAGUGAAUAAAAGGCUCUUUGAUACCUUUGACA